UAUUAGGUUGCGCGAGUUUAGUUGAUUAAGUCGCGGUCUGGGCGCAGGUUCCUCCUUCUGAAAGCAGUUUGCAAUUGUUCCUAAAUUGGUGUUGUGCCACAGAGUGUUUAGAGGUGCGGUCGCAAAAUUCGUGACUAGAAUUGAUCGUGCUGACAUUUCCAGAACCUUUUGAACUCCGCUCGCUAGUAUUUCACCAUACCGACUUUGAUUGAAACGAAAACGACGACGACGACGACAGCAGACAGCAGGGAGAGAAAUCGAAUCGAAAAGUGAAGUCAGUUCCGUUCCGCGAUUUCCUCUGGCCGAGCAAAGAUUAUUGACACGUGUGUGUGAUCAUCUCUCAUUCCGCCUCCUCCAGGUGUGUUUGUUUUGUGCUUCCCUUUUGGGUUUCCUAUUUUAUACAUUUGCUGGUGCUUACGAGUAGAGAGGUGCGUUUAUGAGUCUUUGAUGAUUGUGCAGUGGUUUGUUACUGUGUGUUGAUUGUCGAGUUGCAGCAGCUUGUGCAGUGUUGUUCAGAGAGUGCAGUGACGAAGAAAGAGAAAAGCAAACGCUCGAAGGAGGCAAACACACAUACCGAAAAAGAAAGAGCGAGAGUUGUGGCGAAGAAGCGGCAGUUGUUAGUAUUAAAUUGGUUGUUUGAGUGCAGGCCUCAAGUGACACAUAUUUUCGAAUCGCAGGGCAACAAAUCAAAUCCAAUUGGCAAUCUGCUGGCAACGGGAAGAAAGAAACGGGUAGUAGGACUGGUACCUAACACUGUGAGUGGCGAAAGAUAAACAAACGACGACGGAUUCUCGAUUGUUUUCCCUGGUUUUAGUGGAAAAUCGUGACUGGUGAGACAAAGGGAAAGAAACGAAUAAUAAGAGACGAACUUCUUUUUUUUUCGCUGUAAAAAAGAGAUUCACUUUCCGUUGACUGUUCUGGCGAAUGGUUGCUUAGAGAAAAAAAAAGAGGGAGAAAGAGAGAGGCGAGGAAUCUCGACAUAAAAGAAUCGACCAUUGAGAUCGACAGCAACCGCAUCUUCAUUUACGAAAAGAUUUAUGGCAGCUGAUUCAUAACUAAAACACACAAUCCACACGAAACAACGGAAUCGACUUGCAGUGACUGCCGCCACUCCUGAAUUCCGAACCAACGCGCGCUACAUUUUGUUGUCGCGCGACAUUCAGCCAACGCUCUCGCCUAACCGACGCAACCGGUGGAACACAACCGACAGCACAGAGUACGUUCCGUCUUGAACUGGCAAGCAACAGUCCAACCAUCCGAGGAAAUACCUGUGUGAUGCUUCGUCACUAGCUCGUGAGAGGUAGAUUUGAGGAACAACCAGAUAGUGUGAAAGAAAAUCAAAGGACGGUUUCAAGUGACUGCUGGAUCGAACAGGGACAGGCAAAAUGGGACUCCGCUGGGAGAUACUGCUGUGCGUCUUGGUUAACGCACUCCUCGCCCAAUCGGCCGUCUACACCCCGGGCAAUGCCCCCGUUUACAACCCGAACGCAAAUGUCGACGUCCAGGCUAUCGUCCCCACGCAGGUCAACAACCCCGGCUACCUCGUCACCCAGACCGUGUACGGAUUCUUGGACUUUACCACCACCAUCGGCAACACGGUGAUGAUCUUCUCCCCGCAGAGUGCAGCUGCUGUAGUAACUGAGCCCCCGUCGACGACACCGGCUCCACUGCCGGUGAUCGAAACAUCACCCCCGCCGACCACCACCACCCCGGUGGCAGCGAUCGCCGAGGAGAUCAAACCAAGCAAAACGGUGAUCUUACCGCAGCAACCGAAGGAGAAGGUCAGUAUCGUUCAGGUCAUCGCCGAAACUCCGAAACCCUUCGUCGUGAAACCCAACACUCCGGUCAAGUUUGUCCCCAAAGUGGUGACUCCGGUGAAGGCCAAACCCAUUAGCAAACCGAAACCGAAGGUUUCGAUCGUGGAGGUCACUCCGAUCAAGCCGGAACCGGAACCGGAAGUGGAAGUGGAAAAGAAGGUCGAACCGAAGGUACAGGUCGUGAAGCCCCAGGCCCCGAUCAUCAAGGUUGUUGCUGCCAAGGUGGAAGUCACGACCGAAAAGGAAAUUGUUACUCCGGAACCUCAGAUAGAAUAUGUUCAUGAGGAAGAGGAGGAAGAUGAGGAGGAGGAGGAGGUAGAAGAACACGAAGAGGAGCAUGAUGAAGAAGAAGAUGAACCAGAACAGGUAGAAGAACAGAAGGUUGAGGAAUCGAAGGUAGAGGAAGCUAUCCAGGAAGAGGAAGAUCAGGAGGAACAAGACGAAGAAGAACACGAACAUCACGAACAAGAAGAAGAAGAAGAAGAACAUAAAGUAGAGGAGAAGCCAAAGCCAGUGGUGGUUGAAGCUACCAAACCGAAGGCAGCUGAAGAACCAACCAUCGAAGCUCACAAGCACAAGGAACACUCUCCGAUUGAGUUCUCGAACAUAACGGAAGAAAACGAAACCGAUCACGGAGCCGACGACGAGCAGGAAGACGACGACGAAGACGAUGAACCAGCCCCAGUGCUGCAGAUUGGCAACAACAUUGCCCCAGAGCCAGAGUACGAUUUCCUGUCCCGUCAGCCGUCGGAAUUUGUGGAAGAAACCUACCGGGUGGUAAAUUUGAAACCGACCGCAACUUCGAGUGCAACGUCGGCAUCGACGGUCAGAGCCAAGCCCAAACGAGGUAAUGCCGCCGCUGCUGCAGCGGGUCAUCAACAGAACAAGCAGGCUUCGGGACCGAAGGUGCAGCCCACUCCAACGCUUCGCAUUCUGAAAACGGCCGCCCCCAACCAUCCGAACAAAACGCCCCGCUACAAUCCGGAGCUGGCCUCGAUCAUCACGCCGUCGCACUCGUCCCAGCAAGCGUUGGAGGACACGGGUCUGCCGCUGGAGAAUCUCUUUGCCAACCAACCGAGCUCCAGCCUUGUGCGGCCAUCGCGCCGUCUCAGCGGUCCCGGAGCCGGCCUCAAUGGGGGAGCUUUCAAGAAUCGCCUCAAGAACCGCAUCGGCAAGGACGACAGCAACGAUCUGCAGGACCGGUCGGAUACGGUCGACGAACCGGUCGGGCCACCGGCUCUGUCCUCUUCGCAGCCAAGCUUUGGUAAUGGGAAGAAAACUAACCGCUACCGUAACACUCAAACCAUCAAGCCUAACAAUGUAGUCAAGAACACCCGCUUUAACCGAUUCUCCUCAUCCAGUGUGGAACUGGCGACGGUGUCCGUUUUUAGUGAAACCAUCACCACUCCCGCCUACGCAAACAGGCGUAACAAAGCUUCUCGUAACAGUUUCAAGCCUAGCUCUACCAUAUCUAGCCCAGCGUCGUCAGCAACCCCGAGUCAGGAGGCGGCCAAUCGCCGGGCGUUCAAGCCAAACCUGAGGCCAACGCCGCCGGAGGGCGAAUCCUCCACCACCACCACCAGCCUGUACAAGUUCAAGUUGAACCGCUCGCCCGGACGGUGGCAGUACAAGAGCCCCCCGAAACCGACGGUCAAUAUCCGAAAGCACCCGGGAUCCAAGAAGUCCAGCGACGGUGUGGAGAACCUCACUACAGCCCCCAUCUCGGACACCUCGGUGCAGUACAAUGACAUCUCGCAGAACCCGGACCACUCGGAGAAGGUCGACACCGAUGCGGACCUGGAUCAGUCCGGAUCGGUCAACGGAAACGUGCUGAACGAUGCCGAGAACGAUAACCAGAUUGAGCGCCGGUAUCCGAUCGAGACGGUCAAGGUGGAGAUUUCCACGCCGGUGGACUUCAAGGACACAUACUAUGAAAUCGCUACCAUCAAGUCACCCUACACUUUCCAGGUUGGCACCGUGAAGAACACCCGCUACAUCACCGUGACUUCGACUUUCGAGAAGGUCUUGGAACAGGAAACGGCUACCAUCACCCCCUCGCUGACGGAACCACUGACCGAGAACAUCCUGGCUACAACCACCCACAUCGACAAGGAAAGCAAUCUGCUGGACUCGAGCAUCGCUACUCUGCCAGCGAUUACGCUUACCGGAGACACGGAAACUCCACCACUGGAGACGCUGACGGAGACCUUCAGCACUACUCAGGUCAUGUUGAAGACUCACAUCCUUCCGGUGAUUCGUGAUGGAACGGAUACCACGAGCUACACGCUGAUUCAAACUUACCACGUGACCCGGUUGGUGACUGCCACCAAAACACUGCCACCGAUGGAGCUCUACCAGUUUGUCCCGUCAAAGACCUUGAACGAGUUCAACAGCCGUCUGGAUGAGGCCGGAUCCGAACUGCACUUGGAGUUGGAAUUCGGUGACGAAAACGACGAAGACGACGACAAACCCAAGCGCGACCGUCUACCGUCCGAUCUGGACCUGUCCAGCAUUGGAUCCGAUUUCGAUCUCUCCGAAGUCGACAAGACCAACAUCCCAGAAAACAUUCGACCCAAGAAGAAGAUCGCGUCUCACAAGGAAGGCAUCAAGACCACGACGGAAGCCCCGGUAUCCACCCCGUCCCUAACCCCAGAUCAACUGCAACAGUUGGCUCUGCUCCGGUUACUUAACCCAGCCGCUGCUGCCCAAAUCCCGUCCGUCAUCACCUCUUCCAAACCGAUCAUCACUCUUGAAACCAUCUACGAAUCGCACGUCCUCCCGAUCAUCAACGGCCAGAACACCAAAUUCAGUACCAUUUCGCGCCCCAUCGGCACCCUCACCAAGACCAACUACGAAGUCGUCACCACCACCCUACCCUCGCUCCCACUUCCACCAAUCCCCCAGCUGAACCCCUUCCAGCAGCCACAGGUUACGCUCCAGUCCACCCCGGUCGUCACCAACAUCGUAGUAACGGAAACCAACAGCAAGGUCCUGAAGCUGACCUUCGGCGCCAAGACGGCCUACACCACGCUCUACUCGACGACGGUCGUCCCGACGCAGUUGACCACCUACGUGACGCAGUCGGUUCCGGUGGUGCAACCGACGGCGGCUGCCUUCCCCGGUUACUUCCCCGGCCCGUACGCCCACUACCCCUACGUGGGCUAAGGCGGGCCACCGCCACUGAGGCCGACAGACUCUCUAGAACCUAGGACAAACACUGAAACUAUUUUAGUAAUUAAUUUUAUGCGA
Messenger RNA from Ochlerotatus camptorhynchus, 5066 nucleotides. Its product is annotated as mucin-2. Lineage: Eukaryota; Metazoa; Arthropoda; Insecta; Diptera; Culicidae. The coding region runs from base 1386 to 4982 and encodes 1198 amino acids. The transcript is spliced from 9 exons. The record is from RefSeq and is a predicted model, not a curated record.